AUGAACGUUGACGAGCUGAGGAUUGUGAUGGUGGGGAAGACUGGCAAUGGAAAGAGCGCCACAGGAAACACCAUCCUGGGUCAACAAUGUUUUGAAUCAAAGUUUACAUCAGCCUCUGUGACUGUGGAGAGCUCCAAGGGCAGAAGUACAGUGGAUGGACAGGUGAUCGCUGUUAUCGACACUCCAGGCCUGUUUGACACCAGAUAUGAUGAAGAGAAGACUGAGAAAGGUAUCAAACAGUGCAUCACGUACGCUGCUCCUGGUCCUCACGUGUUCCUGGUGGUCAUCAGGCUGGGCAGAUUCACUGAAGAAGAGAUGAAGACAGUUGAACGGAUCCAACAAAUCUUUGGCCAGGCAACAGACAAAUACACCAUGGUUCUCUUUACUCAUGGGGACCAGCUUGAUUCAACCAUUGAGGAGUUUUUGGAUGGAAGUCCAGAUCUGCAGGAGCUCGUGGCCCGAUGUAGCGGCCAGUACCAUGUCUUUAAUAACAAGAGCAAAGGUCGCUCCCAGGUGACUGAGCUCCUCCAGAAGAUCAGAAAUAUGGUCCAGAAGAACGGAGGGAGUCACUACACCAACGAGAUGUUCCAGGAGGCUGAGAGGACGAUUGAAGAGGAGAAACAACGGAUCCUGAAAGAGAAAGAAGAAGAAAUACGCAGAGAGAAAGAAGGAGUUGUGAGGACACUAACACAGAAAUUUGAGAGAGAGAUCGCAGCACUCAAAGAGGACCUGGAGGCUGAGAGGAGAAUGGUGAAGGUGGGGAAGAUCAGGCAAGCCAAAAAAGCCCUCGAAAACCAGGAGAUGAAGAAGACCGUGGCACUGUUGGGGCUGAUGACGGCUGACACGGUCAGCAAGAUGGAGAGAAUGCAGGAUGCGCAUGAACAGAAACUGAGAGAGGAAAAAAACAAACAUGACCAGAUGCUGAGAGAACGACAGAUGAGGUAUGAACAGACCCUGAGAGAGAAACAAGAGGAAGUGGAUCAAAAACAUGCCCAGGAGGCCAGAGUGAGAGCUGAGAAGAAGAAAGGCAAAUGUACUGUCAUGUGA
Messenger RNA from Cheilinus undulatus (humphead wrasse), 1047 nucleotides. RefSeq names its product GTPase IMAP family member 4-like. Gene Ontology annotation, molecular function: GTP binding. Lineage: Eukaryota; Metazoa; Chordata; Actinopteri; Labriformes; Labridae. Bases 1 to 1047 code for a protein of 348 amino acids. The transcript has a single exon. The record is from RefSeq and is a predicted model, not a curated record.